Messenger RNA from Eutrema salsugineum, 1439 nucleotides. RefSeq lists its product as uncharacterized. Bases 275 to 1312 code for a protein of 345 amino acids. Lineage: Eukaryota; Viridiplantae; Streptophyta; Magnoliopsida; Brassicales; Brassicaceae. The record is from RefSeq and is a predicted model, not a curated record. The transcript has 7 exons.
AUCGGAACCGUUUUUUCUUAAAGAUGGAGCUUUUCAAGACUACAUUGUAGCUCAUUUCUCUUGGACCCUUCUCACUUGAGCAAAAAAUCUGCACAUACUUGAAGCAGAAUUGGCAAAACCACAAUUAGAUAAUUUGCAAAUAUUUCUCAUCUUUAUCCUUUUUGUGGCUACUCCGACAACAGAUACAUUUGCAAACAUCGCAUGUUGUCUUCAUCAAAACUAAAGCUUGAAGCGGCUCUUCUUCUGUGCUGAAUUCUAGGGCUCUUCUCUAGCUAUGUGCAAUUGCUCCUCUUCCUUUUACCUUUCUUUUCCCGUCCUCAAUGCUCGACCCAGUUCAGAGAAUUGUAGACGGAUUCAAAAUUGGAUCAUCAAUACAUCCGGGAGGAUUCACGUCUCAAUCCAUGAGAUUAAAAACCUUUCCUCGUCAAAAACAAGAUCUCGAUUUUAUUCUGGUGCGGUUGAUUCCAAAAACUCAGCCUUUCUCGGGAAAUUCAGCUUUAAAGAGAAAUCGAGCGACGGAUUCGUCUCUUGCUUGAAAGAAGAUGUAGUGGAUUCUUCUCCUUCGGGUUUCCUCGAAAACGAUGGUGCAGAGUUUCCUCGAGAUGGUGAUUUGAUUCGGCUAGUAGGUGAAAACGAUCCGAUAAACACUGGCUCGAAAGGGUUUAAACAGACGACGACGAGAUCGAAUCUUGUUGCUAAGCAAGUUAUUAGUAUACAAUCAGCUCUGAGUUUAGGGUUUAUCUCUCAGCUGUGGGUUGACACUUCCUCUUGGUUGGUUUUGGUGGUUGAUGUUAAGCCCAGCUUGCUAUCUGGAGAAUCUGAGAGAUUCCUGCUCAAAGACAUUGUCCGGGUGGGUGAUGUUGUGCUUGUGGAAGAUGAGGCUGUAAUGGAUACUGAAUUUAAAAUGGUUGGGCUUGAAACACUGGUAGGUUACAGAGUAGUGACACCAGGAGGGCGUAACAUCGGAAAGGUUCGAGGUUACUCAUUUAACAUUAACUCGGGUAUAGUUGAAUCGCUUGAGCUUGAUUCGUUCGGGGUAACCAUCAUACCAUCAAGCUUGGUGAGUACAUACAGGUUACAUGUCGAGGACAUAAUCGAGGUCUUCGAAGACAUAGUUGUGGUUCACGAAGCUGCGGCUUCUAGAAAACAGAGGUUGACAAAGGGUCUUUGGGAUGCUCAGUUUGGUAGUGAGUACUCUGACGUUGAAGAGCUUGACGGUUCAUCUGAUAGAAGACGGCAAAGGAGAAGCAAUAAUAGAUUCAGCCGAAAGAAGAGAAAUUUGGACGAUGAAGAAUGGGAAAUAUUCGGUUAGAAGUCAUUGUAUUCAUUGUUUGCAAUUCAUGUCGACUUACAUCUUCGGCUGUCUGAUAGAGAAAAUGUAAAGAAAAGUCUUGUUCAAAUAAAGUUCGAGUUUACAAUGACAGUAAUGGUCUAAUGCA